This is a messenger RNA of Acanthamoeba castellanii str. Neff, 1002 nucleotides long. RefSeq names its product lipase, putative. NCBI's taxonomy places the organism in Eukaryota, Discosea, Longamoebia, Acanthamoebidae. Gene Ontology annotation, biological process: lipid metabolic process. The coding region runs from base 1 to 1002 and encodes 333 amino acids. The record is from RefSeq and is a predicted model, not a curated record. The transcript is spliced from 2 exons.
AUGAGCUUUCUCGUACGCACACUCGGCCGCCUCUUCUCGACCGCUGCCUCAGCUCCCACCUCGACCACCACUACUAUCACAACUGCUUCUCGCCCCACCACCACCAUCCCCACUACUACUACGACGACGAGGUCAUGCACCACUCCCUCGUUGAACGUUUCAGACUUCUUUUCUUUUGAGAACGACGAUAUCACGACAACCUCCUCGACCAUCACCGAAGAAGACGACUUCUGCCUCCUCGCCGAGCAGCACGAAGACGAAGCCGAAGAAGAAGACAUCGCCUUCUUCUCGAAGGAGGAGGCCCUCGUGAUGGCCAACUACUCGACCCUCGCCUACUUCCCCCUGGCCGACAAUUGCAAGGCUGACCCGAGCUUCACCGUGAGCCGCUUCGAGACCGACCUUUCAACGGCCUACGUGCGUGCCCAGGGCUCGCGCGUCGUCAUCACCUACAAGGGCACCGAUACCGCGACGGACUUCGCCACCGACUUCACCCCCUGGCCCGCCGCCUGCCCCGAGCUUCUGCCCGAGGGCGGGCGCGUGCGCGCCACCAUCGAGACCCACGCCGCGAGCCAGGGCCUUUCCAUCGCCGAGCUCGACGUGACGGUUACCGGCCACAGCCUCGGAGCGGCGCAGGCCACGCUGGCGGCCCUCCAGAUGGCGCAGCUCGUGGCGGCCGUGGACCAGAUUCGCUUGGUCACCUUCGGCUCGCCUCGAGUGUUCACGCACGCCGGCGCGGCGUUCUUCAACAAGCUCGGCCUCGGGGCGCGAACGCUUCGCGUGGCGGAGAACGACGUCGAUCCGGUCACCAUGGUGAAUCUCGGAUCUUUGGGCUUCAAGCAUGUGGGCCUCAAUCUUCGCGUGGAGAAGCCCGCCACCGCUUGGCACCAUCUCAUGGACGGCUACACGGGCGGCUUGUUGGCGGCCGCCUUCAUCCCCACGUACGCCGUGGGUUCCCGCCGCGCCUUCCUCUACACCUGCCGCCGCAUUCUUCGCCUCAUCUAA